Messenger RNA from Peromyscus maniculatus bairdii (prairie deer mouse), 1404 nucleotides. RefSeq names its product protein phosphatase 1 regulatory inhibitor subunit 1B (gene Ppp1r1b). The record is from RefSeq and is a predicted model, not a curated record. Gene Ontology annotation, biological process: intracellular signal transduction. Gene Ontology annotation, molecular function: protein phosphatase inhibitor activity. Gene Ontology annotation, cellular component: cytoplasm. NCBI's taxonomy places the organism in Eukaryota, Metazoa, Chordata, Mammalia, Rodentia, Cricetidae.
CAGCUCCCGACAGCGGAGCAGGGAUCAGCCCAACACCCUAGGUGUGCAGCCCGCCAUGGACCCCAAGGACCGCAAGAAGAUCCAAUUCUCGGUGCCCGCGCCCCCCAGUCAGCUCGACCCCCGCCAGGUGGAGAUGAUCCGGCGUCGGAGACCAACCCCUGCCAUGCUGUUCCGGCUCUCAGAGCACUCCUCUCCAGAGGAGGAGGCCUCUCCACACCAGAGAACCUCUGGAGAGGGGCACCACCCGAAGUCGAAGAGACCCAACCCCUGUGCCUACACUCCCCCCUCGCUGAAAGCUGUGCAGCGCAUCGCCGAGUCCCACCUGCAGACCAUCAGCAACUUGAACGAGAACCAGGCCUCGGAGGAGGAGGAUGAGUUGGGGGAGCUUCGGGAGCUGGGGUACCCAAGAGAAGAUGAUGAAGAAGACGAGGAUGAGGAUGAAGAGGAGGAUGAAGAGGAAGACAGCCAGGCAGAAGUCCUGAAAUUCAGCAGGGGAACUGUGGGGCAGAAGCUAACUUGUGGCCAGGGUCUGGAGGGACCCUGGGAGCGUCCGCCUCCUCUGGACGAGCCCCAGAGAGAUGGAAACUCUGAGGACCAAGGGGAAGACAGAGCAGCACUAAGCGAGCCCGGGGAGGAGCCUCAGCGCCCUACCCCCCCAUGAGCCUGGUACAUAAGCUCAGAGUCCUGCAUCUCCAGGAGGAAGUGCUCCCCAGAAACCCACUCUGUCCCCACCCUACUUUGUACCCUUUCUUUUACCUGCUAGGGCUGCGGCUUCUGACUUCUAGAAGACUAAGGCUGAUCUGUGUUUGCUUUGGCUGAAGCCCAGAGUCCCCGAUGCCUCUCCCUGCCAGUCACUCUUCUAUUUACCCGGUGGGAGGGGGAGGGGAGAGAGCCCACACUGGAAAAUUCAGAAGACCAGAAACAAAUAUUCCCUCUUCACAAUUCUCCUCUCUAGAUCCACUCCGCUGGGCACAGGAGACCCACAGGGCAGGACUCUAAGGUCUGGGGAAAGGAGGUACCAGAGCCUGCAAGUGCCCUGAAAUCUCCUCCUCCAUCCCCUCUUCCUGUGUGUGUGUGUGGGGGGCUUUGAGUCCCUACCCCUCUCACCAGGGGUCCAGGUCUCAGACAUUCUUUUCCACAGCCUCAACAUUUUGAAAGUCUUCCCCUAUUGUCCCAUUCCUGCUGGGUGCCUGCAAGUUGGACUGGCAGAGGCUGCUUGUUGCGUUUCCUUUCGUUUGUGCUUUGGUGCCAGGAAUGCCACUUAGUAUCUAUAUGUCCUUAGAGGGGCCACACAGUGCGGGGAGCUUGGUUCUCCUUGUCCUCCAGCUGCUUGGCUCUCUUCCCCUUCUUCCCUGACUCCAGGCCUGAACUCCUCCUAUGCUGUAAUAAAUCUUUGUAAAUAAC